AUGACCCGGCACUCUGUGGACAUCGACGGCGGCCCUCAGCAAGUUAGCCUUGACGGUGACACUCCCUCCAAGCAGCUCCUCGUUGUCGACGCUAUCUUUUGCCUCUUUCUCGUCGAGCUCGCUGGCUUCGUCGUCAUCACUCGUGGCCUCCUGCUGCUCUUCCAAGUAGCCCACAUCCGUUGGAUCCAGGUCAUCAAGGGUGGACACCUCGUCGUCUGCACCUUCUUUCGUCUCUGCGGCUACCUUGUGGGCAUUCCGGCUGCCGUCGCACUUCUUCACGGACCUGCAAGCAUGGCACCCACCAUGGACGUCCUCUUCGAGAUCUCCGGUCUUGUCUCCUCUUUUGGAACACACCCUCUGAACACAGUCCUGGGCUUGUUUGUGGCGACUUUCCGUCUUUUGGACCUCUCGUUGGUCAUCAACCCCGCUGCCCUCUCCGAUGAGUGGACAACCCUCUCCUCCCCACAAUAUCCUCCUGGCACUGUGUUGCACCACAUCGUGCGCCCUUUCUUUGUCCGACACAAUUCCACGUCCAGCGCCAGCACCAGUUCCGCCGGCUCCUCCUCGUCCCUCCACACGCUCGUGUCCGCUUCCAGCGAUCAUCAGCUCGCCAAGUCCAUCGACGCAUCUUCCACCGCUCUCCCCCCGCCUCCCCUCCUUAACGCCGCGUCGGCGUUCACCGGGCUGGUCGCCGCCAAUGCCUCGCCCGUUACGAACGGGCUCCCGGCAUCCGCAUGCGCUCUCCCUGGCUCUGCAGGAGUCGCAAGCACCGAGGAGGCCACCGCCAGGACGUUGGCCGAAAUGACCGAGGAUGAGCACUGGACGACGCCCCCGCUGCCAGCAUCCGAGCAGGACGAAAGAGGCAACGCAUCCAACGACUCUCAAUGUCAAGGCGGAGGCUGGCCCCACCUCAGCGGCGGGGGCGGCGGCAGCGGCGACAACUCGCUCCGCGCCGCCUGGCGCGACUUCGCCCUCCAGCCGAUCGCGGAGGAGCCGGAGCUGCAGUCCCUCCCGUCGUGCGCGUCGACCGCGGCGGCGACGGCGGCCGCGUCCGAGGGCUUCGCGCCGCUCGUCUCCGCCCCGUCCCUCUUCAGCCUCGCCGCGUCCGAGAGCGGGCACCGGGACGGGGACGGGGACGCGCUCGGAGCUGGCCCGGCGGAGGACGAGGCGUCCUGGCCCGGCGAGACGGAGGUGCCGAUGUGCAGGGCGUGCUUCGUCGCGCGCGCGACGGAGGGCUGCUAUGCGCGUCCUGCCCGCCCCGGGCCCGGCUCUUUCCCUGCCAGAGAGUGGUCGACGCCGACGAGGUCGCCCAUCGUCGUCCGCGCGGACGGGGCGGGCUCCGCGACCAUCAACUUACAGAUACACCUCGUCUUGGAGCAGAAACCGCCCGGCUUCGCCCGUUCUGGAGGUGACCGUCCAUUUGGUGGACGAGACCAGUUUGACUCCCCAGGCAUGGCGUCUUUUGCGUCGUCUUCGUCUUCAGUCUUCUGA
Epithele typhae is the source of this 1491-nucleotide messenger RNA. RefSeq lists its product as uncharacterized. NCBI's taxonomy places the organism in Eukaryota, Fungi, Basidiomycota, Agaricomycetes, Polyporales, Epitheliaceae. The transcript has a single exon. The coding region runs from base 1 to 1491 and encodes 496 amino acids. The record is from RefSeq and is a predicted model, not a curated record.